Megalops cyprinoides (Indo-Pacific tarpon) is the source of this 1460-nucleotide messenger RNA. RefSeq names its product growth differentiation factor 9 (gene gdf9). The transcript is spliced from 2 exons. Bases 90 to 1394 code for a protein of 434 amino acids. Gene Ontology annotation, cellular component: extracellular region. NCBI's taxonomy places the organism in Eukaryota, Metazoa, Chordata, Actinopteri, Elopiformes, Megalopidae. The record is from RefSeq and is a predicted model, not a curated record. Gene Ontology annotation, molecular function: growth factor activity; cytokine activity. Gene Ontology annotation, biological process: SMAD protein signal transduction; BMP signaling pathway.
GCACACCUGGUAGUUUAACCCGGACCCCGCAUAGGUUGCUUUGUCCCGAAGGCUGGUCUCGAAGUCGUCAACGAAGUCACGUAAUUACAAUGGAGACUCUGGCGAAAAUCUACAUCAUGCUUUUUUAUUUCAGUGGAAAUGUAAUGCCUAAGAUGCUUGGGGGCUUUACCCACACAUUACCACAAGACACAACGAGCGGCCCCUUGGAAACUGCCGAUCCUAUUGUUCAUGGCAGUAUAUUGUCUUCGCUCUUGAAAGCGUUGUCAGAGCAUGAUUCCUGGGGAGAUUUUCACAAACUAAAACCUGAAUCGAAAUACGUCCAGUACAUGAAAAGACUCUACAGGGUAUCUUCAAAACAAAAGCGGGGUCUUGACGGGACAGCAAGCCAUCUGUACAACACCGUGAGACUGAUUACUCCUCGAGAUGAAUGCCUUGAACAAAACAAAGAGUUUUCUAUGCAAGAUCUGUCCUACAACCUUGAUCGUGUCAGAGUGCAGGAGCAGCUGCUGAAAUCAGUCCUCCUCUACUCCUUUGACAAAGACCAGGUGACACCUUCCGCUUCAGUCUGCUACUUGGACGUUAGAGAACAAGAGCAUGCCAAACAACAGCUGUGCCCCAGUAGUCACCAUUCUGUUAGCUUUCACGUCCAAAGAGAGAGGAGCCGCCGCCGGAAAUGGGUGGAGGUUGACAUUACUGACUUCCUUCGCCCCCUUGUCAAGUCCCAAAAGAAAAACAUCAACCUGCUAAUCAACUUGACUUGUGUGGGAGAUGGAAUACCUGACAGGGGCAGCUUGGAUCGCAGAGGUCCUGUGGAACUCACUCUCAGAUCGCCUUCUCUCCUGUUGUACCUCAAUGACACGAGUGAGCUGGCUUAUCAGAGAUGGCCCACUGUGGCCAGGUCGGAAGGCUCGAUGCCAAGUCUGCUGACGGGCUCUUACGAGAGUCAUGCCGAGCAUGAGCUUCAGAAAAGGACCGCGAGGACCAACCGCCGGAGACGGAACUUGCCGAAAAACGAAGUGGCUCAGCCACAUGCGCCAGCCAGCCCUGUGGACCACUCUUUAAGGUUUGAGUUCCCAACCGAUGACUGCGACUUGUAUGAUUUCAGAGUGAGCUUCAGCCAGCUCAAACUAGACCACUGGAUCAUAGCUCCUCACAAAUACAACCCCCGCUACUGCAAAGGCAUCUGCCCAAGGGCUGUGGGAUUCAUCUAUGGCUCCCCUGUGCACACCAUGGUGCAGAACAUCAUUUAUGAGAAGCUGGACUCCUCAGUGCCUAGGCCCUCAUGCGUGCCCUCUGAGUACAACCCCUUGAGUGUUUUAACCAUUGAAAAUGAUGGCUCCAUUGCCUAUAAGGAGUACGAGGAAAUGAUUGCCACAAAGUGUACAUGUCGCUGAACAGUUAUUCCCGAUUAACAUCAUUUUACCCAUAUACAAAGUGAUAAACAUUCAAAAUUUGGAAUU